Molecule: messenger RNA, 1244 nt
Organism: Osmerus eperlanus (European smelt)
Lineage: Eukaryota; Metazoa; Chordata; Actinopteri; Osmeriformes; Osmeridae
Product: gamma-interferon-inducible lysosomal thiol reductase-like
Exons: 7
Coding region: 85-861 (258 amino acids)
Cellular component (GO): lysosome
Molecular function (GO): oxidoreductase activity, acting on a sulfur group of donors, disulfide as acceptor
Source: RefSeq, a predicted model, not a curated record
AGAAACCAGACCCUUGAUUCACCAGGUACUUUACCAGCCUCCUUUAGCCCAGAAGACACUUUCUUCCUCGUCCUGAGCCGAAAGAUGAAGCUCGUGAUUGUGCCGCUUCUACUCGUUGCCGUCUGCUCGGUAGCAGACCGAUGCCUCGGCGAGCCACGGUCGUCCUGCUCGUACUCUCCCUCGCAGUGGUGCAGCACCGUGGACGCCGCUAUCGAAUGUGGGGUGUUGAAGCAGUGCCUGGAGGCUAACGCCACCAAGAUCCAGUCCCAGGCGGUGCAGGUGGGGCUGUACUAUGAGAGCUUGUGUCCUGGCUGCAGGGGCUUCCUCACCCAGGAGCUGUUCCCCACAUGGACCCUGCUACAAGACAUAUUGGACAUCACACUGGUGCCCUACGGCAACGCACAGGAGUCAUUUGAUGGGAAGAUGUACCACUUCACCUGCCAGCAUGGAGAGGAGGAGUGUCUGGGAAACAUAAUGGAGACCUGUAUAAUGAACCUGACUUCCAGCUCAGCAUUCCAGAUCAUCUACUGUAUGGAAUCCUCCACUGACGUGGUAAAGGCUGCUCAGAGUUGUCUGCAGCUGUACUCCCCGUCGCUGCCCUGGGAGAAUGUGAUGUCCUGUGUGAAGGGGGACCUGGGGAACGGCCUGAUGCACCAGAACGCCAUGAAGACCGACGCUCUGAAGCCCUCACACCAAUACGUCCCCUGGAUCACCAUUAACGGGGACCACACUGAUGACCUGCAGGACAAGGCCAUGUCCUCCCUAUUCCCUCUGGUGUGCAGCCUCUACAAGGGCACCAAGCCUGAGGCCUGCGGAGCAGCUUCAACUAGGAGACACAGGAGCUAUUGCCAUGACGAUUAGAAAACACCUGCUGGGCGCCCAGAGGGAGAGAGAGUGUGUGUGUGCUUGGGGUCUGACACCUCUGUGUCACUCAGGGUUUUAAUCUGUAUAGCCUCAUACAGAACUGGGUUUAAUUAACCAGCUGCUGAUUUAGCUAUUGUGUAAUCUGUAAUCUGAUGUUUUAUAAAGGGUUAAUAAAGGGAAAGUAUGAAUUAUUAGCAAAUAAAAAAAGUACUGUAUCUUUCAUAACUAGAGAGGGUACAAUUUCUGGGGAAAUUGUAGGGUGUGCUUGCUUGCGUCGGUUGCACAGGGGUCCGUUUUUGAAUGACAUUUUUACAACUUAUAUUUCUGUAUAUGUUAUAUAAAAAUGCAUACAUAUUUAUAAAGAUUACAUAGAUUUAAAA